Brassicogethes aeneus is the source of this 675-nucleotide messenger RNA. The record is from the annotation of a GenBank genome assembly. Lineage: Eukaryota; Metazoa; Arthropoda; Insecta; Coleoptera; Nitidulidae.
AUGGAAUUAAUAAUCUCCUUAUCUCAAGCACUAAAAGGGGAAGCAGCAAAUUGGCUUGUAUCCGCUAAGCCAUCAGAAAAGGAGUGGAGUGAAUUAAAAGCAGAGUUCUUAGCAGUUUUUGCAAGACCAGUAGAUUCUUUGGAAGUUUUUUCUGAGGCAAUUAACGGCAAGAAAAAUAUUUCACAUGACGUGCCAUUAAUUGACGAAAUGCUAUUUUCGAUGAGGAACAUUUUGUCACUAUUAAAAAAUAGAGAAAGCGACGAAUCGUUUGCCGUAACGGUAGCUUGCUACUUUGGGUCUACCCGGGAUGACUACGUACGGAAACGCUAUACAACUGAUAAACCAGUGGAUGCAAAAAGUAUGUGCACCAUGUUACAAGGGCGAUUAGGCAAACGUUCGGCCAUAUUUCCCUCCAGUCACCAUACUGGAUCGAAGCGCCAAGCUUUGUCUCUGCCCUCUAAAAAUGAAAGGUUCCAUAAGCGUCCUGUAAAUUGUUUUACGUGCGGAAAGGCAGGACACAAGGCUGCUGAUUGUAGAAGCCCAUCUGCAAGUGUCCCUUUCCGAAGCAAGAAGACUGACAGGGAGGUUACUUGUUUCAAGUGUGGCAAGCUAGGACAUUUCUCCGGACUGUCCAUCUUCGGGCGGCAAACGAAGAAUUUAAGAGAAAAGGAUUAA